This is a messenger RNA of Nelumbo nucifera (sacred lotus), 1771 nucleotides long. It is a transcript of the gene LYSOPL2, whose product is annotated as lysophospholipase 2. The record is from RefSeq and is a predicted model, not a curated record. Lineage: Eukaryota; Viridiplantae; Streptophyta; Magnoliopsida; Proteales; Nelumbonaceae.
CUCGUCAUCACAUGCAUUAUACAUUACUUACAAAAUUAUCACUAUCAAAAGAUUCGAAAGAUUAUUAUACGAAUUUCAAAAGUAGUUCUCAAAUCAGACGGUUGAUCUAUUGGAUCUUUCACAAUAUUACUCCACGCGGCAAGAAUGGGAGAGGUCGUCUACGACGUCUUGACCCGGCUAGCUAAAAGCAUUUUCCUAUUUAUUAUAAUCCACCUACCAUCCCGUAUACUGCAGAGACUAUUGCAAUUUGCAAUCCAGAUAACUUGUUGCGUGGUCCGAAGCAUCGGUGAUCUUCCAAAUCAACGGUUAAGAAGUCAAAUGAUACAAUCACGACAUUAGCGUGAGACGUAUGAUGUCGACUUUCAAGUUUUGUGGUAGUGGGUCCCCACCACGAAGCCAGUCCACCAACUCCCACCCGCCAAGUCCCCAAAACCAGAGUAGGGUUGGUGAAAACAGCUUAUCCAUCCACCGGAAACCGCUUUCCACCAACUCCUCAGCCACCUUAAAAAUCGUUCUUUGCAAUUCCUCUCUCGAAACUUCUCUGUCUGGUUCGAAACAAUUACCAUGUCGACAGAAACGCAAGCCCCGCCGAACUUCUGGGGCGACAUGCCCGAGGACGAAUACUACGCGUCACAAGGAGUGCGAAACACCAAAUCAUACUUCGACACCCCGAACGGGAAGAUCUUCACGCAGUCAUGGAUACCGUUGGAUCUCCCAAUUAAGGCCACCGUCUUUAUGACACAUGGCUACGGUUCCGACACCGGUUGGCUCUUCCAGAAGAUCUGCAUCAGCUUCGCCACCUGGGGCUACGCCGUCUACGCCGCCGAUGUCCUCGGCCACGGGCGAUCCGACGGCAUACGUGCCUACCUCGGCGACAUGGAGAAGAUAGCCGCCACCUCCCUAUCGUUCUUCCGCAGCGUCCGCCAAAGCGAGGAGUACCGCCACCUGCCGGCGUUCCUCUUCGGCGAGUCCAUGGGUGGGGCGGCCACCAUGCUGAUGUAUUUUCAGUCCGAGCCCAACACGUGGACGGGCUUGAUCUUCUCGGCCCCACUCUUCAUGAUACCGGAGGAGAUGAGGCCCUCGAAGGUACGCUUAUUUCUGUACGGCCUCAUGUUCGGGAUGGCUGACACGUGGGCAUCGAUGCCGGAUAAUAAGAUUGUUGGGAAGGCGAUCAAGGACCCCGAGAAGCUGAAGAUCAUCGCCGCGAAUCCGCGUCGGUACAGGGGAAAUCCGAGGGUGGGGACGAUGAGAGAGCUGGUGAGGGUGACGGAGUACAUACAAAAUAAUUUCUCGAAGGUGACGAUCCCGUUUCUAACGGUGCAUGGGACCGCGGACGGAGCGGCGUCGUAUGAAGGAUCCAAGCUGCUAUAUGAGAACGCGUCGAGUGUGGACAAGACGUUGAAGUUGUAUGACGGGAUGUAUCACUCGUUGAUACAAGGGGAACCUGACGAGAAUAGCGAACGGGUAUUGGGCGACAUGAGAGAGUGGAUUGACGCGAGGGUGGAAAAAUAUGGCUCCUUGUAACGUGGGUCGGACUUCCGGCACGUCGAAGUGAAUUGUGUCAGAUUCCGGCGAGCCGGGUUUGGAAUUGGGUUGCGGUUGGGCUGGGGGGGGGGAUUAUUGAAAAUGAAAGUUGUUAAAGAAGGGAAUUAAUAAAUUGGUUAUUUGAGGAAGGGGGUGUUUGUUGAUUGUUAGUGUGUAAAAGCAUUUUUGUUUUUACUCCCUUGACAAUGUGAAGAUGAGUUUAAUCAACUUUUUCUUGGUUGAGGCA